CGAAUACGUUAUUCCAACAAGCGGUCCGACGUCCCACAGCCACCACUGCGGCAGCCGCCAUGAGCAGCAGAGUGAGAAACUUCCGUCGUCGAGCAGAGGAGGACGAUAAUGACGAUGAAGAAAAAGAAAAAAUGGCCACCCCUGCUACCACCAAAAAGUACCAAUCAAAACCCGCCACAACCACUCUAAAACCUAAAAAACCUAGCCUUCUUAGCUUCGCCGAUGACGAAUCCACCGAUACCACUACUCCUGUCCCUCGAAACCGCCCUUCCAAUCCUAACAAACAACCUAGCUCUUCCCGUCUAUCGAAACCAUCAUCUCUGUCGUCGUUGUCGUCUCACAAAUUAAUUUCUGCGAAGGACAGAAAUUCGGCGAAAGAGCGAACCUCAUCAGCGUCUUCUCUUCCGUCAAACGUACAGCCACAAGCUGGUGUUUACACUAAAGAAGCCCUUCUUGAAUUACAAAAGAACACCAAAACCCUAGGUAGCAGCACCUCUCGCCCUCGUCCACCGCCAUCCGAACCGAUUAUCGUGUUAAAAGGUAUGGUAAAGCCGGUCAUUGACGAUUCAUCAAGAAAUACAAAAGAAGAGGAUGAAGAAUCAGGUAGGGAUGAAACUAUGAACCGAUUGGGUUCGAUAGGAUUAGGUGUUAAAGUGGGGAAAGGGGGAAACUUAGAUGGGGGCGUAAUACCAGACCAAGCCAUGAUAGAUGCGAUUAGGGCGAAGAGGGAGAGAUUGCGACAAUCACGAGCUGCUGCCCCUGAUUACAUAUCAUUGGAUGGAGGGAGUAAUCAUGGUGAAGCUGAGGGUUUGAGUGAUGAGGAGCCUGAAUUUCAAGGAAGAAUUGCUUUGAUUGGAGAGAGAAGUCAGGGGAAAAAGGGUGUUUUUGAGGAUGUUCUUGUUGAUGUGAGCAAGACUACAGUCAGAAAGGAAAGCGAAGUUAUUGCCAGUGACGAUGGUGUUGAGGAUGAAGAAGACGAGGAGGAUAAGAUGUGGGAAGAGGAGCAGUUCAGAAAAGGUUUGGGUAAAAGGAUGGAUGAAGGGGUUGUAGUUAGAGGUGCGAGUAGUAGCAAUGUCCCAACCACGGUUCAAAAUGUUCAGCAAAAAGUUGUGUAUCCAACUGUUCCUGUUUCUACAUAUCCCUCAAUAAAUGGCGGUCCAACUAUUGGGGGAUCGCUUGGAUGGUCAUUAGGAUCAGAUACUAUGUCCAUAUCCCAACAGGAUGCGCUUUCUAAGAAAGCAUUGGAUGAGAGUGUUAGGAGACUUAAGGAAACUUAUGGUCGCACGUUAACUUCUUUGACAAAAACCGAUGAAAACUUGUCCGACUCAUUGAUGAAAGUUACGGCUCUUGAAAAUGCUCUUACUGCUGCCGGUGAGAAGUUCAUCUUUAUGCAAAAGCUUCGUGACUAUGUUUCUGUUAUAUGUGACUUUUUGCAGGAUAAAGCUCCAUUCAUAGAGGAAUUGGAGUACCAGAUGCAGAAGCUUCACAAAGUACGGGCAGAAGCAAACUUGGAAAGAAGAGCAGCUGAUGGUGAUGAUGAGCUGGUGGAAAUUGAAGCAUCCGUGAAUGCAGCAAUGGCAGUAUUUAACAAAGGCGGUAGCACUUCUUCAAUGGUUGAAGCAGCCAGUAGUGCUGCUCAGGCUGCAUUGACUGCCUUAAGAGAAUCAAGAAACCUUCCUGUGAAGUUGGACGAAUUGGGUAGGGAUGUUAAUCUACAGAAACGUCUGGACAUGAAACGAAGGGCGGAGUCACGACAACGACGAAAGGCUCAGUCUGAGUCCAAAAGAAUGUCGUCUAUGGAAACUGAUAGUUUGCAUCGUACAGUAGAAGGAGAAUCAAGCACAGAUGAGAGUGAUGGGGAGAGCACAGCAUAUGAAUCCAACCGUGAUCAGUUACUUCAAAUUGCUGGACAGAUCUUCAGUGAUGCAGCUGAAGAAUUCUCUCAACUUUCAGCAGUUAAAGAAAAAUUUGAAAUGUGGAAAAAAGAUUACUCGUCUAGCUACAAGGAUGCAUAUAUGUCAUUAAGUAUACCUGCAAUCUUCUCUCCUUAUGUAAGGUUGGAGCUUUUGAAGUGGGAUCCACUUCAUGAAGAUUCAGAUUUUAUUGAUAUGCAGUGGCAUGAAUUGCUCUUCAAUUACGGUCUGCCUGAGGAUGAAAGUCAAAUCAACUCGGAUGAUGCUGAUGUCAACCUUGUACCUGAUUUGGUUGAAAAGGUUGCGAUUCCUAUAUUACAACAUGAGAUCGCUCACUGUUGGGAUAUGCUUAGUACCAAGGAGACAAAGUGUGCUGUAGCUGCUACUAACUUGGUUUUUAGAUACGUUCCCCAUUCCAGCAAGUCUGUCAGUGAACUUGUCGCUGUUCUUCGUGACCGGCUUUCUGAUGUUGUCGCUAAUCUGAUGGUCCCCACGUGGAACACCCUUGUAUUGAAGGCUGUUCCAAAUGCAGCUAGAUUUGCAGCUUAUAGGUUUGGCAUGUCGGUACGUCUAAUGAGGAACAUAUGCCUGUGGAAUAAUGUUCUUUCAACAUCCAUUCUUGAGAAGCUUGCUCUUGAUGAACUCUUAAGUGGAAAAAUUCUCCCUCAUCUUCGAAGCAUUCAAUCUAACAUUCAUGAUGCGAUCACAAGGACUGAGAGAAUCGUUGCGUCAAUGUCUGGCAUGUGGACAGGUCCAGGCGUCACUGGUGAGCGAAGCCUAAGAUUGCAACCCAUGGUGGAUUAUUUGCUUGUUCUUGGAAGAAUAUUAGAGAAGAGGCAGAGUUCUUCAGGGACAAAUGGACUUGCUCGCCGGUUAAAGAAGAUGCUAGUUGAACUCAACGAAUAUGAUCAUGCCCGCCAGGUCUCUAGAACCUUCAAUCUAAAAGAAGCUCUCUGAUCUCUGAUGGUAUUUCUGGUUCAUAACUUUUUCGUAUCUUCUAGUAGCUCGGUUGUCGGAACUUGUAAAAGUAGUUUGUUUUCCCUCUCUAUUUUACAAUAUAGUGCAGAGAACCGCAAGUCAUUUUAGUAAAAUAGUAAUCAAACUGAUCCUUAAGGAUUUCUGUGACAUUGUUCUUGUACGCUCAUUUGACUAUUUGAGUACUUUUUUUGUAAGUAUAUAAAAUACGGGGAAUACUCACACCCACUGUGGUGAAACUUGAACC
Cynara cardunculus var. scolymus (artichoke) is the source of this 3135-nucleotide messenger RNA. Its product is annotated as transcriptional repressor ILP1. Gene Ontology annotation, biological process: mRNA splicing, via spliceosome. Gene Ontology annotation, molecular function: DNA binding. The transcript has 6 exons. Bases 60 to 2870 code for a protein of 936 amino acids. Gene Ontology annotation, cellular component: nucleus. The record is from RefSeq and is a predicted model, not a curated record. Lineage: Eukaryota; Viridiplantae; Streptophyta; Magnoliopsida; Asterales; Asteraceae.